AUCACUACAGGCGUAAUCUGCAGUUCAGCACAAUCUUGUUUCUCUUGCACAAACGCACAAAUGGCGUCCCUGGCACAGCAAAUUGGUGGUCUGAGAUGCCCAUCUCUCUCAACAACUCAUCUAUCAAGAAAAUCCUCUUUCAGUUAUAACAGUACCAAUCAAACAAUCAAGAGAGUUCAAACAACGAAGGCUGCUGCUGCUGUUGUAUCUAACGCGCAAACCAGAGAGAGGAUGAAACUGAAAGAGAUGUUUGAAGAGGCUUACGAGAGGUGCCGCACAGCUCCGUAUGAAGGUGUUGCAUUCACCGUUGAAGAUUUCCACAGUGCCAUCGAGAAGUUCGACUACAAUUCUGAAAUCGGAUCCAAGGUGAAAGGUACAGUUUUCAAUGUAGAUGCCAAUGGAGCAUACAUUGACAUAACUGCAAAAUCUUCUGCAUUUUUACCUGUUAGAGAAGCAAGUAUUCAUGGCAUAAAGCAUGUAGAAGAAGCAGGCAUAGUCCCUGGUAUGCGUGAUGAAUUUAUAAUUAUUGGUGAAAAUGAACAUGAUGAUAGCUUAAUCUUGAGCUCACGCCAAAUUCAGUAUGAUCUUGCAUGGGAAAGAUGUAGACAACUUCAAGCCGAAGAUGUUGUUCUUAAGGGUAAGGUUGUUGGUGCCAAUAAAGGUGGAGUUGUUGCAAUUGUUGAGGGACUUCGUGGAUUCGUUCCAUUUUCGCAAAUUUCCUCCACUUCAAAUGCGGAAGAGCUUCUUGAGCAAGAAAUUCCAUUAAAGUUUGUGGAGGUAGAUGAAGAACAAUCAAGACUCAUUUUGAGUAACCGUAAGGCCAGGGCUGAUAGCCAGGCACAACUCGGAAUCGGUUCAGUUGUGACUGGAACGGUUCAGAGCCUGAAACCCUACGGGGCUUUCAUUGAUAUUGGUGGAGUCAAUGGGCUUCUCCAUGUUAGUCAAAUCAGUCAUGAUCGUGUCUCUGACAUUGCAACCGUUCUUCAACCUGGUGAUACUCUCAAGGUGAUGGUAUUAAGUCAUGAUCGUGAGAGAGGGCGUGUUAGUCUAUCUACCAAGAAACUAGAGCCAACUCCUGGAGACAUGAUUCGCAACCCGAAGUUAGUUUUUGAGAAGGCAGAGGAGAUGGCUAUGACCUUCAGACAAAGAAUUGCGCAAGCUGAAGCCAUGGCUCGGGCUGACAUGCUUAGAUUCUCCCCCGAGAGCGGAUUGACUUUGAAUUCGGACGGGACGUUAGGUCCACUUGGCGCAGACUUGCCUGCAGAGGGUUUGGAUUUAAACGAAAGCCCACCGGGCGAAGAAGUUUAAAUGUAUCUUUUCGUUUGUUGUAUUUAAUGUAAAAAAGAUAAUUAUGCUUCAUAUGGAAGCCACAAAGUGAUUUCCCAUUCCAUUUCGGUCUCUUUGUUGUUGUAUUUAAUGUAGAAAGAUUCUUUUGCAGAGCUAGAUAAUUGCAAAUUUUAUCUCAUUCAGUUUAA
Lactuca sativa (garden lettuce) is the source of this 1475-nucleotide messenger RNA. RefSeq names its product small ribosomal subunit protein bS1c. Gene Ontology annotation, cellular component: chloroplast stroma. Gene Ontology annotation, biological process: translation. Gene Ontology annotation, molecular function: mRNA binding; structural constituent of ribosome. The record is from RefSeq and is a predicted model, not a curated record. Lineage: Eukaryota; Viridiplantae; Streptophyta; Magnoliopsida; Asterales; Asteraceae.